Chaetura pelagica (chimney swift) is the source of this 591-nucleotide messenger RNA. RefSeq names its product TLC domain containing 2 (gene TLCD2). Lineage: Eukaryota; Metazoa; Chordata; Aves; Apodiformes; Apodidae. The coding region runs from base 1 to 591 and encodes 196 amino acids. Gene Ontology annotation, biological process: regulation of membrane lipid distribution; plasma membrane organization; phospholipid homeostasis. The record is from RefSeq and is a predicted model, not a curated record. Gene Ontology annotation, cellular component: plasma membrane. The transcript is spliced from 4 exons.
AUGAGGGAGGACACGGUGACUCAGCCCGGCUGCAGGAGGGACACGAGGUUCUUCCUCCACCCCGAGCUGUCUGAGGACCUGGUGGACACUCACCCACCCGGGGCUCACAGCCUGGUCGCCGUGUCUGUAGGUUAUUUCCUUGAAGACUUUGUGGAUAUGUUGUGCAAUCAGGAACUUCGCCAGUCCUGGGAGCUGCUCUUCCAUCACUCUGUGGUGAUCGUCUGCUUUGGCAUCGCCGUGCUGCUCCACCAGUACGUCGGCUUUGCCCUGGUGGCUUUGCUGAUAGAGAUCAACUCCAUCUUCCUGCACGUGCGGCAGAUCCUGCUGAUGGCCAACCUGGUGCACACCAGGUGCUACCGCCUCAACAGCCUCCUCAACCUGGGCACCUACCUGGUGUUCCGCAUGGCCACGCUGGCCUGGAUGUCCCGCUGGCUCCUCCUCAACCGGCAGAACGUGCCCCCGGGGACCUACGCGGUGGGCACGGUGGGCAUGGCCCUCAUGACCCCCAUGAACGUCGUCCUCUUCUACCGCCUCCUGCGCAGCGACUUCUGCGGGCCCGGCCGGGCCGCGCGGCGGGAGAAGGAGCCAUGA